This is a messenger RNA of Phaedon cochleariae (mustard beetle), 954 nucleotides long. The record is from the annotation of a GenBank genome assembly. Lineage: Eukaryota; Metazoa; Arthropoda; Insecta; Coleoptera; Chrysomelidae.
AUGUUGAAUUGUUUAUUUUUGUUGAAAGGAAUUUUAUCUUUAGGAUAUUUAGGACUAUUUCUACAAAACUAUAAAAUUAUGUCCGCCACAUUUAAAAAUGCGAAGAAAAAGUUAUCACAACCAGAGCUCAGGAAAAUUAUGAAUGAUCAUAAAAGCAAACCCAAAGAUGUGAAGAAAAUUGAUUCUCCAUUAGCAAAAUAUAAUGAACAGGGACAGUUGAUCUGUGUCUUGUGUCAAUCUGUUGUGAGGUCAGAAGCUGUUUGGACAGUUCACAUAAAUGCAAAACAACAUAAACAGAAUGUUGAAAUGGCCAAAAAGUUGAAGGAAAGGACAAACAACUUCACAAAACCACUAAAGAGACCAUUAACACCACCUCUACCUGAAAGACCAGACAAAAAGAUAAAAGGAAUCCUGAAAAAUGGUACAUCAAAUACUACUGAAGGGAAAUCACCUACAAAUCCUGCUACAAAUGGAAACGAUAAAACAUUGCCAGAUGACUUUUUUGAUUCAAAAAUGAAAAAUGGUAUACCACCAAGUAAAAAGAAUGAGGACAAAGAAACUGAAACUGAAGGAGUGCAAGAAGCUGAGGAUGCUUUACCAGAAGGAUUUUUUGAUGACCCCAAAUUGGAUGCAAAGGCUAGGAAUCAAGAAUACAAAGAUCCAGUUGAAGAAGAGUGGGAAAGAUUCCUGAAAGCAAUUAAAGAUGCAGAUAAUGAAAGUAAUGCAAUUAUGGCAGAAGAUCAAGAAGAGUCUACAACCGAGAGACAAAUAGAUGAAAUUGAUGAGCAAAUGAAAAAAUUAUCAAGAGUAUUGGAUUUGGAAAAGAAGAAAGAGGAAAUAGUAGCAGCUUCCAGUGAACCGAAACAAUCUUCUACCAGCGAAGACAAUGAGGACGAAAAUCUGGAUGAUUUUGAUGAAUUUCUGGAUUGGAGGGAUAAGAAAUCCUUUCAAUAG